AAAUGUUUAUGCUCUACGAACAGAACAGUCUUUGCUAAACUCUGAGCUUCAGACACUAUAGUUGAAACUAAAAAUGUAAUUGAUCAAUAUCUUAUUCACAAUAGUAUACAUCUACCGCUUGUCAAAUACUGAAAGGGAGAUAUGUUUGUAUAGAAGAGCCUGGAAGACCAUGCAACCUGUACUCUUAUUAAAUCUAGAGACAUUUUCUGGGAUUUUCAGCAGGAACACGCACUGCAGCUUUCUCAAAAGCAUAUAUUUGUAGCAUAAUAGAUCAGAUGUCUCCCCGCGACCCCAACAGGGAAUAAGCGGUAAUGAUGGAUGGAUAGAUCAGAUGCUGUAGUCCAGACAUUUCAUCUAAAAAAUAAAAACAUUUUGGUUCAGUAAAGGUUAAAUACAACAAAGUAGUGACACUAUACGUAAAAACAAACCAGAACCUUGGUUUAUAAGAUUUGUCUGCUAUCUUGUCUUUUUUUGUUUUUUUACUUGUUCACUUAUUUAAGCAUUUUAUACAACAUCCGAACUUUGGAGGACUCGUUAUCGAAAAGACUCUCCUCAUUGUUCCAACAGAUGGCGCUCUACCGUCAUUUUUCCGUCCAUUAAUUCACACACCAAAGAAGAAAAGCGUGCCCUUUUCCGCCGUGCUGUUGGUGCUAGCAAGCUAGUGAAUUUCCCCCCCCUGAUCGAACAGGAGGCAAGAAAGCGGCGGUGAACAUUUUUUGGAGCUUAAAACAGACAGAACUGAUUGUAGGACUCUUACCAAGAGGAUACUUGAAAUGGGAGACCCAGCUUUUAAUCGAGACUGCCCCCUGGACUGUAAGGUUUAUGUGGGGAAUCUCGGAAACAGUGGAAAUAAGACGGAGCUAGAAAGAGCUUUUGGGUACUAUGGUCCUCUAAGAAGUGUAUGGGUUGCCAGGAAUCCCCCAGGUUUUGCUUUUGUGGAGUUUGAAGAUCCCAGAGAUGCAUCUGAUGCUGUCAGAGAACUGGAUGGAAGAACUAUGUGCGGCUGUCGAGUGCGUGUUGAGCUAUCAACGGGGGAGAAACGCUCUAGGAGCCGUGGUCCUCCUCCAUCUUGGAGUAGACGCCCUCGGGAUGAUUUUAGACGACGAAGUCCUCCAGUCAGACGCAGAUCCCCAAGGAGGAGGAGCCUGAGCCGCAGUCGCAGCAGGUCUCUUUCAAGAGACAGACGCAGAUAUCGUUCUCUCUCCAGAGACAAGAACCGUAAGCGCUCAAGGUCUUUCUCACGCUCAAGGAGUCGUUCCAGGUCUACUGACAGGAAGUGAAGACUUGGAUCACUCUACAGGAUCGUUUUUGCAAAAAGACUUUUGAUUUUUUUUUUUUUUUAAGUCAAGUUUGUUCUUUUUAAGGUUUUGUUUGCAAGCUCAAGGCAGUCAGUGGCCAAACUAUAUAUAAAGUACUGAAGCGACAUCUCCCAUAUCAGUGGUGCAUACAUUCUUUUCAAAUAAAUAUUGUUGUCUUGUCCUGCAUGUUUAAGACUUCAAUUAGUUUAACAGGUAACAUGAUUUAUUUUAACAGAUGACUCAAAGUUUUGUGAUUUCUUUUAUUUUUUUAUUUUAUUUUGUCAUUGUUGUGAUUGCUUUCUUUUUUUUUUUUUUUUAUUAUUACUGUGAGACGCUGUAGAGGGCGUGUACCUUAUGAGUGACAGAACAUGUAUUCAGAUGUUAUAAAUACCGGUGCUGUUAUACUUAAGUUGUCCUGAAACUUUCAUCAGUAACUGUAUUUUACCCGCUGUAUGAAACUUUUUCAUAAGCUUUGCUUGACUGAGCGCCAACAGUUUGUGAUGAUGCCGUUUGACAACUUCAAUAAAUGUUUUUCCAAGGUUACA
Molecule: messenger RNA, 1843 nt
Organism: Menidia menidia (Atlantic silverside)
Lineage: Eukaryota; Metazoa; Chordata; Actinopteri; Atheriniformes; Atherinopsidae
Source: the annotation of a GenBank genome assembly